Molecule: messenger RNA, 2343 nt
Organism: Zophobas morio
Lineage: Eukaryota; Metazoa; Arthropoda; Insecta; Coleoptera; Tenebrionidae
Gene: sigmar
Product: protein salivary glands marred
Exons: 4
Coding region: 229-870 (213 amino acids)
Biological process (GO): regulation of apoptotic process
Cellular component (GO): cytoplasm
Source: RefSeq, a predicted model, not a curated record
CACUAGUAGCUGCAACAGUGGGGCGCCGAGCAGAUGUGAGAGUAGUGAGUGGCAGUGAACGUUCCGACCGUAAACAAUUAUUUCAUUUAAAAUUCAUAAAAUAAGCGAAAUAGAAUUGAUUUUUGUUGACCUCAUCAGUUAAACGAACAUCCUACUUUCAACUACUGGCUACACUAUUUUUAUGGUCUCUAUACAUCCACCCACACUGCCCUUUAAGUUGCCUCCAAAAUGACUGCAAUGGUGGAGCUUGAAAGUUGGCUCAUUUAUCAGUGCAUCGCUACAGAAUGCAGCAACUGCUUGUUCAUGAGCGAAAGCGCAUUCAGGGCGCGCGACAUCGGUCUACGUGCCCAGAAAAAGAUUUUGUCCCGCAUGGCCGGCAAAAAUGUGGCUAGAGCAUUCAUUGAUGACACUACGGCAUCGUUGUUGGAUAACUUAUACCGUCUUGCCAAGCAAUACUCAGACAACAAGAAAGAAGCGGAAAAGCUCAUAAAAAACAUAAUAAAGGUGGUGAUCAAGCUCGGAGUCCUCCAUCGCAACGGCCAGUUUUCAGCUGAAGAACUGAAGCAAGCGGAACGGUUCAAAACAAAAUUCCGCAUGGCUGGAAUGGCCAUCAUAUCUUUCUAUGAAGUUGACUUCAGUUACGACAGGAACUAUCUGACAGCAGCUCUCGGAGAGUCCCACAAGUGCCUCCAGUUUAUCGUGUCCAAACACCUAACGGAAAAAUCUUUAUCACGAAUUGAUAGUGUUUUCAAUUUCUUCUCGAACGAACAGUUCUUAGAUGAUAUUUUUCAAGUGAACUCUCCGUACAAGGAGACAUUGGGUCGGAUCGUCGCAGACCUGAAUAAAGCCAUAGAGAAUGGGGAUCUCUAGUGUUGGAGACGGUGUUCUUGUGAUUUCGUUUAAAUGUGAUUUUAAUUUAGUUGUUGGAUUUGUGUAUGGACGUUAGAGUAAUUAUUGUUGCAUGGUUUUUAUGUAGGGACUGUAUAGGUAUGUUUGUACCUAUAUAGGUACUUUUUGUUGUUUUGUUUAUGUGUUAGGAUAGUUUGACGGUCUCCACAAAAUUACAGAAAUUUUGGAAGAGGAAAUUUUACAAAGUUCGGUGCACUUGAUGUGCUGCUAAGACCUUAGUUGUGAUAGCCAUUUUAUGUUCAGUGUUGAUAAAUGUUACCCUUUCAAGAAAUGAUAUGUUAAGUUUUUGGAAUAUAUUUAGUAGAGGAAUUUAGUACGUUGUGACUAAUCUUGAAAGAGGUCCAAAUGUGUAAAGUAUAAUUUUCUACUUGACUUUUUAGUGUGUACAGUGACAGUGUCCGAACACCUUUAUCUUCAUAUCUACAAAAAAAUGGAAAAAACCCAAACUCAAAAAAAUAUAUUUUUAUAAUAACCAGACUCCAACGUGUGGCGCUGUCUCUGUACUUCCUAAUUUUUAUGUCGCAUCCUAUUAAAUCGCUUCGAUAUAAUUUCGCCAGAAAUGAAACUAACUUUUUCUAACACGAUGCUUAUAAGCACGUAUUUCUUCAGCUGAUCACUGGUGUAGUUAGAUGCGUUCACUCUAAACUUAACAAAAAAGUUUCUAUCCUGGCAUAAAAACCUUAUCCUAAAGCACGUGUACAUAUGGAUUAACAUAUCUUUUAUUUACACAAUUUAACGAUAUUGUAGAAGUAAGAUAUUUUUGCACCAAGAAAUAUUAAAAUUAGGCCGAAGUCACGAUUCACGAGCCUAAACAUAACUGUUGUGAGUAUUUCUAAAUACAAAAUGAAAGCAGUUAAGACAAUAAGUCAGAAAAGUCAUAGGGGAAUCCCAUCUCUAUUCAUUUUCUACUAGUCAUAAGUGUUUACUUUCUAGUUGUAUCAUAUCUAUUAUUUAUUAUGCGUUAAGCCAAAUGUUGAAUUUUAUUAGUUUUAUAGUGCCGACUUCAAGCCAUUUUUAAAUGUGAGGAUCAUUUUUAUUAGAAAACAUCUGAAAAUGUGGACUUUAGCUUUUGAUUUGUGAAGGGACGAAAGGAAGAUUAAGCUGAAUUUAAUACUUAAUGGAGAAAUCCGUCGUAAUAAAGAAAUUGUGGAUUUUCCCAUCGUGUAUACGAUUUAGCAGAGUACAGCGGCUUGUGAGCAAUAUUACGUAAAUAUUUCUUAAGUUAGUGGUUUUACAGGGAGAGAUCGUUCAUUUUUACAUUACAUAUAUUUUUUCAAAGGUUGUAUUAUUACUAUGCAUAAGUUUGAAUGCACGUUUUUCUGUUUAUUGUCAACUUUAGAACCAUAGAUCUCAGUAAGAUAUUGAACGAUGUAUGUUUUCAGUGUUUUCUGUAUUUAGUUGUCCGUUACAUCAAAAUAAACAAUAUCUAUGAUA